Molecule: messenger RNA, 6319 nt
Organism: Cyprinus carpio (common carp)
Lineage: Eukaryota; Metazoa; Chordata; Actinopteri; Cypriniformes; Cyprinidae
Product: gamma-aminobutyric acid receptor subunit gamma-3-like
Biological process (GO): gamma-aminobutyric acid signaling pathway; chloride transport; regulation of postsynaptic membrane potential
Cellular component (GO): neuron projection; synapse; GABA-A receptor complex
Molecular function (GO): GABA-gated chloride ion channel activity; transmitter-gated monoatomic ion channel activity involved in regulation of postsynaptic membrane potential; benzodiazepine receptor activity
Source: RefSeq, a predicted model, not a curated record
AAUGACAAAGGACUACUUUUAAAUAUUCACAAGUAGAUUUGCUUUUGGCGUGUUUAGAGUACCACAAAUACUGAACCUUCUAGAGAGAAGUCUGAGGAAAAAAACACGCAGAGCAAAGCUAGAGAGAAAGGGGCUUGUGUUUUUUCCAAAGUGCGUGGGCGACUGGGAGCUGCCUGUGGUGAUAAAUGUCGGCGCUGUCUCUCAAAUAUUAUACUGCAUAAGUGCACCUGCUCCCAUACAGACACAACAAUGCGAGGACAGCGUAUGGAUAGACGUUUCUCUAGCUUUAAAUGUUAAAUUAGAAGCAGUAGUUAUAUAUAUCCGUCUCAGAUAGUAAAACAAAGAACUAAAGAAAGACGAAUGACAUUUCACUGGCAAUAAUACGGCAAAUGGCAAAGUAACUUACAGAAAAAUGCAUUUGUAACUAUAUUUAUGCCAGAAACAUCAUAGUGCGAUGUACUGAAUAAUAUCCUGUGGUAAUUUAUUCGACUCCAAAUUGGUUGAUGACAUUUUCUUCACCCUCUAUCUUGCUCUAUUAUCGGGUUAAUCGCGCUGCGAUCAAUGCACGUGCAAAGUAAUUACAGCAAUUACGCGCCAAUUUGCAUUUCGAACACAGUCCGCGCGGUAAUCAUUUACCUAGCUGAUAGCGAUACUGUAAACAGACGCUUUUUAAUGUCUCUCCUCGAAGCAUUCUGACGCUGUACCCGACGAGGAUCUCAAGUUCCGCCGAAGCGUCUGGGAAGGCAGACUUUUUUUUUUUAAUGACGUAACGUAAUUUGCAGAAACUAGCGGGUGCGUUUGGGGUUUGAAGGUGUCCACUUGGGAAGUUUGCGCUCUGCCUCUGUGUGGACGUCAGUAUGUGUAUCUGGUGGUGCAAUCGAAAGCAGCGCAACUUCAAGGAGCAGAUAUUUUAUUUGAUCCCGCUAACUGCCAAUGUAAGAGAACUUUAAGCACCGGACACUAGCCGAGGAGGUCUCACCGUUCCCGUUGGACUAUAACCUCGACUACUCGCCACUGUUUUAAUUGAGCCUGGAAGAAAAGGCUGCAACUGUGCCACUUUUUUUCUUCUUAGAAGAGUCUCCGUGCAGUGUACCACAUUCAACACGGAGUCAAUCUCACCUAAAACAUGUUCACCAAAUUGUUCCUCUACUUCUUACUUCUGUCAGUAUUUCGUGCAUGUUCUCAAACAGUCGCUUCUGAGGAUGAUGAGUACGACGACGUUACUGUGAAUCAAAUGUUGGCCCCCAAAACCCACGAGACAGAUGCAACGCAAAUACUAAACAACUUACUAAAGGAGUAUGACAAAAAGCUGCGGCCAGAUAUUGGAGUUAAACCGACAGUCAUUGAUGUUGAUAUCUUCGUAAAUAGUAUUGGACCUGUGUCAUCAAUAAAUAUGGAGUACCAGAUUGACAUAAUAUUUGCGCAGACGUGGACAGACAGCCGACUCAGAUAUAACAGCACUAUGAAAAUAUUGACUUUGAACAGUAAUAUGGUUGGACUCAUUUGGCUACCAGACACUAUCUUCAGAAAUUCUAAGAACGCAGAUUCACAUUGGAUUACUACACCAAAUCAGCUCCUUAGAAUAUGGAAUGAUGGGAAAAUACUUUACACUUUGAGAUUGACCAUAAAUGCAGAGUGCCAGCUUCAACUGCAUAACUUUCCUAUGGAUGAACACUCCUGCCCCCUCAUCUUCUCCAGCUAUGGAUACCCACGAGAUGAAAUGAUUUACAAGUGGAGAAAGAAUUCGGUGCAGGCAGCUGAUCAGAAGUCAUGGAGACUUUACCAGUUCGACUUCAUGGGCCUGAGAAACACCACAGACAUAAUCAAGACAACAGCAGGUGACUAUGUGGUGAUGACUGUAUAUUUUGACCUAAGCAGAAGAAUGGGAUACUUCACAAUUCAGACCUACAUCCCCUGCAUACUUACUGUGGUUCUCUCUUGGGUCUCCUUUUGGAUCAAAAAAGAUGCAACUCCAGCCAGAACAGCACUAGGUACAUGCAUUAAAUCCAUGUCCUGUCCUGGUAAAUGUCACUUUUUUCAAGGAAUAACAACAGUUUUAACCAUGACAACGCUCAGCACGGUGGCACGGACAUCACUACCCAGAGUCUCGUACGUCACAGCAAUGGACCUUUUCGUCACUGUCUGUUUCCUGUUUGUUUUUGCGGCUCUCAUGGAGUAUGCCACACUCAAUUAUUACUCCUACAGCGCUCGCAGUCGCAGACCAACCUGCAACAAGACGAAAAGAUCGAACUACUCAGUACUGGAUGUGGGUCCUCCUCCCACAGUUAUCACGCUCAACAACUCUAUGUACUGGCAGGAGUUUGAUGAUGCCUGUGUUUAUGAGUGCCUGGAUGGAAAAGACUGCCAGAGUUUCUUCUGCUGCUACGAAGAGUGCAAAGAUGGAGCGUGGCGAAAGGGCCGUGUGCAUAUAGACAUUUUGGAACUCGAUGCGUACUCUCGUGUCUUCUUUCCCACCUCUUUCCUAUUGUUCAAUGUUGUCUACUGGGUAGGCUACUUGUAUCUUUAGCAGUCCCACACACCUCACAAUGCAAAGAACUUGACUUUUGGUUCUGUCAGAACAGACACGAAAAACAGACUUUUCAAGGUAGGGUAAAAAUAAAAGUGGAUACCAGUUAUCAAAGUUGAGCUGUGGUGAUUCAAGGACUUCUCCAGUAGGAGAUGAAAAUGAAAAAUGAGACAAUGCUACAGGAACCGAAAGCUACACCAGAUACAUCAAAACCCUUAAAACCAGGCUGUUUUUAUAUGGUCGAGAAGGAUAUCGCCACAAGCCCUUCUAAGUGGUUGCAAUUCUCUGGCAGAGACCUUUGCCUUUUGUUCUUCAGGUACCAGGGAAAAAAAGAUUCACAACGUUCCUCUCACACAAUCUCGUCUUUUUAUGGGUGAGGGAGCAGCUGUAAGAAGUCAAGGUGCGAAAAAUCCUUAGGCCAAGACAGCGUGAGAAAAAAAUGCCUUGCAUAGCAUGUGACCCUCUGACUUUUGGUGUCUCUUACAAUCCUGGUAGAUCGUUCACUUGAAUGGAAACCUGUCAUCUAGCCAUCAGUCAAAACCAGAGCGGCUUUCAUGUAAGCGCAGCUUUCAGAGCCAUCUAUAGUGCCUUCCACUGGAGGAGAAGCCAUCAGGCAGAGAAAUCUUAGAAAUGAUGGCAAGAGCAUCAUCUGGUCUUGACUGACUGCUGAUGGUUUUCUUUUGGAGUUUAUUCGAGCUUUAGUUAUAGUCAUUCAUUAUUUUGAUACGUUCAACAUGUCUAAACCCAUUGUCACUGCAUGUUAUAUGAUAGUAUUAAGCUCUACCCUGAAUCAGCACAAUAAUGACAAGAGAGUAGAUCCAUUUUGAAAUAUUUGGGAUAUUAAUUAGUUUGUAGACUGCAAAUGUUUGCCUAUAUUUCUAGAUUUUUAUUGCAUAUUUUUUCCACACAAAAGAGAGGUUAAUUAAAGAUUAAAUCAAUAUAUUAUAUAGUAGAUAAUAUUUAAUUCUGAAAUGUCUAAAAUCUAUUAGCAUCAAUCAAUCUAUUGUUAAAAAGUGCAUGUAUAGAAUGGAUCUUAAGUUCCAUAGAUUCUCAACCUUCAGUCCAGCCUGAGUUGGCACAAUAAUUGCUGUCCAUUUCUACACCCAAAGGGAAUCAAGGAAAGUGAUUUUCUCUAGUUCAUCAUGGACACAUUUGUAUUAUUUACAGAUUUUAUGAUUUUGGACUUAUAUCUACAGCCCCAUCCUAUGAUAUGGCAAUACAUUUAACACGUGCAGGUUGGGUAUCACUGCAUAUAUUGUAUACGAUAGUUCAUUCAAAAAGUCAAUUCUGUCAUUCUUUAUUCACACUCAUAUACUGUACAUUAGAUUUCCCACUUACGGAAUACAAAAGGAAUGGAAGAAUGUCAAGGCUGCGCUUUUUUGUACAGUACAAUUCGUUAGUGCUUUUUGAAAAAAGAAAAAUCAUAAAGGUUAGACACAACAUGAGGGUGAGUAGAGAGUGACAGAUUUUAUUUUAUAUAUAUAUUUGAGUGAAAUAUCCAUUUAGUAAUAAAAAGGAGUGUCAAAGUAAUACUCAAUCAAAACAAUCAGUAACACUUUACAGAUGGUUAACAUUAGUUAAUGCAUUAGGUAUCUUUGAAGUAACAAUGAAUAACAUUUUUACAGCAUUUGUACUGAUGUUCAUUCAUAACACAUUUACUUUUAUUUACUGUUAGUUCAUGAUACCCCAUGCAUUAGCUCAUGUUAGUAAAUUGAAAUUUGUUGUAAAGUGUUACCAAACAAUCUUCAGCACACUACAGUAAGACACCCUACAUAAUCACUGUGUUCAUUACCGAACUGUAAUUCACAAUACGAGUUGUUACUGUGUUGCCUUAGGGUCACCUGCACAGAGAUACUGUGAGAUGAUCCAUUAGAGAAAGACAAAUGGAUUAAUAUAAGGUAUCUACUUCAAAUUAUAGUCAUUACCAAAGGAUUCACACUAGCUAAAAAUAUUCAGAGGCAAUCUCAAACUCUUUUUUCCCCAAACUAUGGUGAAUUAUUUUGUAGUCAUGAUCUUCAUUAUCACUAUCGUCUCAUGUGUAAUAAGUUAAUGCGUGAUGCACAUCAAGGCAAUAUUAUUGUUAAUUUUCUUCCUCAAUGAUUGUAGCAUUUCCCAUCUGAUACCACUGUGGUGGGCUGUGGAUUCUAUCAUUCUGGCACCAGCUUCAGCUCUAAUACAUCUGACCUACAGAAGGUAUCAACAUUUAAUCAGUCAAAUAAUUUUCCACCUGUCAGUGUGGGCUCUCUGUAACUUUCAUCUUUGAAGUCACGUUUGUACUUGAUUUCAUCUUUUACAGGUACUCGUUUUAGCAUCUUUGUAAGGUAAUCUUUUUAAGGAUUGUCUCGAAGUCUGUUAAUGACGUUCUGAUUAACCAGAAAUGUGCUGUGAUUUGCUGCCAAGCCGAUUCUCCUCUUGCAUUUCAUGACGCUGUAGUGAUUUUUUUGUUGUGGCUUCUAGAAGGUGUCAGUCCACUAUUGACCUGUUUUGCGAUUCCGUUUGAUGAUAAUCUGUGAGUGCUUCAACAUGUUGUUAUUGCAGUUGUUAAUUCAGUUUGACGUACAAUAAUUAUUAGCUGUUCAGUUGUAGUGGUGCUAGAGCUUCAAACUGACCAUCGUUCGAGGUUUUUGCUCUUCACUCCCAAGGAAUCAGACAAAUCUGACUAAAAGUCGUGUUAGUUACCUAAAGCCAUAUGCUGGAAUUAAAUCUAAUUAUACUGCUUUUUAUAGAGGCCUAAUAAUGACAUUAAUUCCAAUGACGAAGUGCUCAGAGGAAGAAAAUAGAAAAUCUUGUGCAUUAGCCCUUGAUGUAUUUUAAGAUUAUUUGGUUACUUUUUGUCACUGGAUGUCAUUCUUCACCAUUCAAGCCAGGGGGUCUUUUCAGAGCAAUGAACAUAGUGUUAAGUUUUUUGUUGUUGUUGUUGUUUUCGUCACAUGGAGAAAAUGAUUUACACAUUCAAGUGACCUUUAAGAGGGUGGAAAUGCUAUCCUUAAUGAUAUAUAACAUGCAUUCACUGAACACUCUAUAGCAUCCUUCCCACAGUCCAGCCACUGAGCAGACCAGAUUAAUCUGGUUCAGAAUCAGUCAUUGUUUAUUUUGACUUCCUUUACAUCCUUGGAAUUGACAUAGAAUUAAUAAAACCUUCCAACUGCAGGUCAACCGUUAAAGGCUGAAUGCCAAAGAAAUCACAUUCACUGAUGUACUAUGAAGAUGGCUCCCCCCAUUAAUAUCAUUCUUUUUUUCUCAGUAAUGUUGUUGGGAUUUGUUUGUGAAUUACAAUACAGUAAAUUACACCAUAAUUCCUCCAGGUGUCUGAAACCCUUCUGUUUCAAGUAGUCAGAUUAGUAGCAAUCUUUGAAUACAUUAAUAUCAGUGGCCUGUACUGUUUCUGGGCAUCGUCUUAAAAUAUAACCACUGUACUGAUAGUGCUAAUAAUAUUAAUCAUAAUUAAAUCUCUUUUCUCUAUUGCCCCAGUCACACAGUCACACAUUGUGCACCUCUUUUUCAUAUGAACACACAACCUUUCAUUGUAGAUUAUGGCUUUGUGUUUACAAUGACAAUUUGGUGUGUAUUUAUCAUGUUUCUAUGGUUUGUGAGUGCUCACAAUGUGCAGUGUUGUCAGUGGGGUUGUCAUAUGGAUUUGGUAAUAGAGGGUUUCUGUGAGUUUUUGGCCUGUCCAUAAACUCAUUUCUAUUUCUCGUGCUUUUUUCAUAUAUGUAGUUCUUUUUAUAACUGAAUUGUAAAGUGCAGAGGUGAAUCAGAAGAUGUGAAAUAAAACUGUUUUCUUUUUUCCCA